Molecule: messenger RNA, 3915 nt
Organism: Penicillium verhagenii
Lineage: Eukaryota; Fungi; Ascomycota; Eurotiomycetes; Eurotiales; Aspergillaceae
Exons: 2
Coding region: 1-3915 (1304 amino acids)
Biological process (GO): mitotic DNA replication checkpoint signaling; mitotic G2 DNA damage checkpoint signaling; activation of protein kinase activity
Molecular function (GO): anaphase-promoting complex binding
Source: RefSeq, a predicted model, not a curated record
AUGUCAACCGCAUCAACACCGCGUUCUACGCGUUCCGCGUCACCGGGGAACUCACCCAAUAUGCUCACCCCAGGCCAAAAAAUCAGAGCCAUGAUGGCUGAAUUCAGCAGCGACUCGGAGUCUGAAUCAGAAAAGACUCGCCCUAAGAACGCUAUCUCGAAGCUGGACUUCGGGUCCAAGAAAUCACCCACCGAUAUCCCAGAAUUGAAACAAACAAACGAUAGUCCCGCCAGCUCAGAUGACGAUGAGGAUAUUGUUCAGCCUAAAGGGCGAAUGGCCGCCCGUAUGCAAGGUGACACGCGCAAAUCUUCUGACGAACAGCAAGUCUCGGCCUUUUCUCGAAUUUCCAAGGCACUUCGGACAGAGCGAGAACAAGCGAAUAAACCCAAACCGCAGACAGAAAUGCCCGCAACCAAAAUCGCGGAAGCCGAAGCCGAAUCAAGCGAUGAUGACUUUCCUACAGCUGCACCAAGGAGACGAAAUAAUAAUGAGGCUUCACGACAAUCACCAGAUGCCGACGACCAGUCUCGCAACUCAUCGCCUCGCGCUCGUUCAUAUUCCCCAUUAUUCGUUUCCUCGCCCGCUGCUCCAACCGAUGAGCCAGUCCAAAACGACGGUGCAGAUGAAGAAACCGAACAGCCUAAAAAAGGAAACAAGGAUAGGUUCCUUGCUCUUGUCGCCCAAAAGCGCAAGGAACGAGAGGAGCGUGAGAAGUUAGAAGAGGAGAGGAAGGCAGCCAGGAAAGCCGAGCUGGAGAAAUUCAGCUCUGAUAUCAUCUCCGGAGAAGAGAGUGAAGCUGAGAACCCGACAUCCGCACAUAAGCUCUCUCAAAAGGCCCGCCAACCCCGCAAGGCCAGUAAGAAGGCUAUGGAUGAGAUAAAGCAAGAAACUCAGCGCAUGAGCCGGAAUAUGCAACUUGCCCACCAGGCCCAGACGAAAAAGAAGAUAACAAAGGAGAGCUUCUUUGCUCGGUUCAACUAUGGACAACCUGAAGUCCCUUCUGCAGAGCCUGCGCAGGCAAAUACUUCAUCUACGGUUGGCUCGCAGCAGUCAUCUGACGCGGAGGCUCUCAAGGCUCGUGAUACACCUCAUACUUCCCCUAUUCUUGGGCCCUCUGGUGCAGAGAAGCCGACUUCUGAUGCUCUAGCCCAAGACCAUGUCGAGUCCAAUGGAGCGCCUACAACUGAGAAGUCGGCUCUGGAAAAGGUCGCUCCUUCAGAGGAGUCCAGCGUACCCAAGAAGCAUGCAGUGCUACCAACUCACCCUGCGAUCAAGAAAGAACCAUUUCAGCUUACUCGACCUGCCGUCCGAGUUCUCAUGUCGAGAAAGGAAAUCUCUCAACAUCAAUUGGAGGACUCGGAUAGCGAUGACCUUGAGGUAGUCACCUCGCCUGCAAAGGCCCGUCGAAUUGCCGCCUUCGAAAAUCUCCCUGCGCAGAGAAUGCAGGAGUCUGCUUCCAUGAUCAAGCUAAAGGCUCUGGCUCAUCUAACAUCCCCAAAUCGCAAAACCUCAUCCAUGACCUCCUCGGAACUCUCCGCCAGUCUACUUUACAAAGCGCGUCAACAAGCCGCCAAGGAGCGACGCGAGCGCAUCGAAGAACUCAGAGCUAAGGGUGUUAUCAUCGAAACCGCCGAGGAGCGUGCAGCAAUGGAAGCCGAUAUGGAAGACUUGGUGACAAAGGCCCGCCGGGAAGCUGAUGAGAUCAAACGAUUGGAAAGAGCGGCACGGAAGAAUGGUGAUGAUCCUGAUGAUGAUGAGGAGGAUGAUGGGGAAUAUGAAUUCUCCGGCUCAGAAGAUGAGGAACCAGGUUCGGGUAAUGAAGAUGACGCUCGAAGUCUCAAUGGCAACGAGGGUCUAGUCGAACAGGAAGCGGAUGAUGGAGAUGAUUCUUCCGACGGAGAGAGCGAGAUCUUGCCCUCUGAUGUCGAAGAAGAAGCCCCUGGGACACGGCGAAAGCGACCGACCCGUGUAGUAGUCAGCGAUGAUGAGGAUGAAGAGGAAGUUCAACAGCAGGUACCAUCUACACCUGUUAGAGCACCUUCGCAUGCAGCGAAGUCUGCAGAGCGUCCUAGUUUCUUCGGCGUGGACUCUCCCAACACAUCCAUGGGCCUCACCCAGGCUUUCGCUGGCACAUUGGCAGAUGACAACGACAGCACAAGCCAGCCAGAUUCAGCCACAAUCCCAUUUUCUCUUCCAGACCCAGGUCAGCCUGUGCCGAGGGCGGUACUUCGCCAUGAAGAUUCUGAGAUCCUUGUUCGAGAUAGCCAAGAGCAACACGAUGAGCCUGACUUCAUGGCCAAUCACUACCAGAAUAUCACUCGCGUAUCGGAAUCUCCAGCCGGACCGGCUUUCUCUCAGUACUCGCAGCUUCCUGAUCCUACCCAGGACGAAGGAUUUGUGUUCUCUCCGUUUGACCCGAACAAGCGAUUCAGAGGAACCCCGCCAGUUUCGACCGUGGACACAGUUAUCUUGGGUCAAAGCCAGUCACCGGUUGUCGAACGAAAGAACAGACACCUUCGACGAGGCCGCGCAGCAGACUUAUCUGUGGUUGAAGAGGAGGAGGAGCAAGAAACCACAGCAGGGAACUUUGAAGUCGACCCAAGUGCUUUUGAUAUCAUGAAGAAAACCAAGAAGCCCACUGUUGUCUACGACAAGAAGAACAGUAAGGCAAAGAACAUUGUUGAUGAGGCCGCUGAGGAAUCCGAGGAUGAGUAUGCCGGCCUCGGUGGCGCUAGUGACGAUGAAGACGGUGAAGAAAAUGCAGAAGACAAGCAAAUGAUCAACGACAACAGCGGUGAAACCGUUGACGAGAAAGAGCUUGCUGCACUCAACGCCGUCCAUGACCGGAAGCGCGAUGAAAAGGACGUUGCCAAGUUGCUCAAAGAUAUCACGACUGGAGCCCUCCGCCGUCGCCGUGGACCCGAUGAUGACUUUGAUUUGGACGACUCCGACGAUGAACAUCUAGCACGUCGGCGCGAGAAGCAACGUGAAUUUGCCAAGAUGCGCAAAGCUCUCCUCACAGAUGACAAAGUAGGCGAGCUCGCAGACAACCCCAAGAAAGCAGCAUUCUUCAAGGCCAUUGAAGACCGCGAGUUUGAGGAUGACUUCGAGUUGGAGUUCUUAGAAGAAAAGGAUGGCGGCUCUCAAAAUGAAUCGCAGCCCCUGGGUGAACAGCAAGAUGGUGGCGCUGAUGAGAACAACAACCGGAAGCGACCCCUAGAGCCAUCUAAAGAGGACGCUACAAACCGCCCUCCGCCUAAUCUGCGCCGUACUCCUGCUAGCGCCAUGUCGAAGAAACCUGCGACCUUGGCCGAGAUCCGCGAAACUUUGUCAUUCUUGACCGAGACUCCUGAAUAUGAAUCCUUCCACGAGGAUGUUUCCGAUGACGAAGAAGAGCCUGCGGAAGGCGGAGAAGACGCAAACACAUCUGGUGUCGACGAGGCGGCUCAUUCCGACGACGCAGGCUCACAGUCUAACGACCAAUUCGCCAAACCCAGCAACCCCCGCCGUACUCGUGGCCCUGUUGUCGACCGUCUUGCUCUGCUCCGCCAAGCGUCCUCCAACUCUGCCACCGCAAGCACGGGAUCCAGCAACACGAAACUUGCCUUCCAAAGUGGAGGCAACAAUGACAGUCCCAUUGGCUUCCGACCUCCCAAGCUCAUGCAUCGUAUUUCCACGGGCUCGUCUUCCUCUUCCAGCGCCUCCACUUCUACUUCCAAUCGUGUCUCUAAACCCGGCGCGUCGGGACCUAAGAAGGGUGGUGCGGUCAACUCUUACGCUGCUGCGCGUGAGAAGGAGCGUGAGAGACAGCUCCGGGUGAAGCAGCGCAAUGGCAGCUCUAACGUUGCGAAGCUGCUGAAUAAACAUGCUGGUGGUGGAUUGGGUGCACUGGCUGGAAAGGGUCAGUGGGAUUAA